CAGCAUGUUGUGGAUUGCAAACUUGGGAAAACACAGAAAUGUAGUAAUAUUGUCCAAGGUUAGGUCCCCUUUACUACUUUGGCAGAUUUCUCUUUUGUCUGAAUCAGCAUUCAGGGCAGGAAAUUGAAACCCAGAUUGCCAUGUACAGUUGGGCAGGUUCUGUACUGCACAGGGAUGCCACCUUUAAUGGCACACCAUUCACUUUGUAGAUGUAUAUGUUUAUGCUGGUAAUUUUCUAAUGCGAUAGUGUUAAGGAAGAGGUUUUUCUUCACAGAAGUGCCUUCUGUCGUAGGAAGAGUCCCACAGAAACCACUCCAGGGAUGUCGAGAAGAAAGGGAAGGGAAUUGGGUGCUCAUGAAAUCAUUGGAAGGAUAGUAGGCAUGGCAGUCUGGGUUUGAGACACUUGAGUUGAAGUCUGCAGCCCCUGAUUGAGCUGCAGUCUAGAGUUCAGGAAGAUGCCACUACUCGAACAGCAGAGCCCAAACUGACCUGCUCACACCUGGGAAACUACUGACCAGACGCUGGGACAAGGAGUGUGGCCACUCUGCAAACAUGGCUGAUCUCCCUUGCUGGCCAGCCCCCAGCCAGGAGCUCGGGUGAGUGGCUGAACCAAGCUCCCCUCUGUGCCCUAGCUUUGGGAGAGUCUAGGAAAUGUCGCUUCUGGCUAGACAGUCACGUACUCAGCUGAAGCUAUGGAUAAGAAGGGGAGAUCGAAUGGGGGACCUCCCUUAGUGGUCUGUCCUACACUCGACCUGGAAAAUUUUAAAUUGACUCAAAAACAAAAUGUUGCUUAAGACCCUUUCUCAUACCAAAUAGAUGGGAAAAGGAGAUCGUUUGCCAGAAGUAGAAAAUUAACCAUAAAAAUAAAUACAGUAAGACAUAGUGUUAUUCUCUCGGGAUAUUUUUUCCUGCCAAGGCUCUAAGCCCAGGCCUGCUCCUGCUCUGCUUUCUCCAUUAAAGAGGAACAUCAGUGUUUGAAGUGAUGGAGACUUCUGGCACCAAAUGCACACCUUCUCCCUGUAGGAUCUGAAAGACUGAGAGGAGAGGGAUUGCUGUCCUCACAAAAAGGCACAGUGUUACUGCAGACGACAAGUGGAAACAUCUCACCCCCACAGAGACAACCACGGGUGCUGUGGUCAGCAGAUCCUGGUUUCUGCUUUCUUCCUCGGGGACUCCUUAGCUGUUCCCCACGGGCAAUUGAUGCCCCCAUCCUGAGCUUCAUUUUCUAGCUCGGUAAAGAGAAAUCUCUCCGUGUUCACACUGUGGUAUUUGUACUCGUCACUCCCUGCAACACGCACCCCCACUGCCAGGCACUUAGCAAGCACUCAAUAAAUUCAGCGAUACUUGCCGAGUACCUGUUAUGUGCUAAAUACUGUUCUUGGUGUAGGAUAGGCAGUGGUGAAUAAAAUAGACAAGCUAAUGUCAAAAACUGUUCUGAUACAAACAACUGACUUAAUGGAGCAAUGUGGUAGGGCCCGGGAACAGUGGCUGGGGGGAUCAAGGAAAGUCCCUCUGAGGAGGUGACAUUUGAGUAGAGCUGUUGUACACUCUUGUACUUGAUGCUGGCUGGGUGUUGGGUAUGUCGAGAUGGCUUAGGCCCAGUCUUUGCCCCUGAUAAAGUCUUCCCCACCCCAAGCCUGUGUGUGUCCAUCCUCUUCCCUCCCUAAAAAAAGUUGGCACUUGCCGUCCCAGAGGGGAGAGAAUGCCUGGAGAAAGAAGUGGAUGCUCAGAAUGAUCUCAACACAGGGCUCUCUAUCUGAAUUCUGGUUUUAGAGGUGAGACUUGAGUUCAGAUCCUCCUGCACUUUCUCAUUCUGACCUUGGACCCCUGAACUCCAAGCUCAGUGGUGGUGGGUCUGGUCCUGGAGCCAGAUCUAGCCCCUCACUUCCUGGCUCUAACCUUCGACAAGUUCCUUAAGGCUCUAUGCUUCCAUGUCCAUGUAAAUUGGGGUUAUGAUAGCCCCUCUUGGGGUGAUGCAGAGUAUCCAUUUGAGUUAAUAAGAUUAAAAGUAUACAUGGUGAAUGCUCUAUAAAUAACUAUUAGCUCUUAUUAUCCCUGUUUUACAGGUGAGGCUCUGAGAGGAGAAAUGGCUUAGCCCAGGUCACCGGGUCAGGAAGUGGCUUGUGAGGAUAAAUAGUGAUCUUGGUAGGGCAUCGCUGUAGCCUCGGGCCCACCAUGUAAUCUCUCAGUACUUGAAAGCUGGGGCUGUUCCUGGCAAUCAAAGGGCUGCCUUGUUCUCCUGCCCCUCAGCACAGGAAAUUCCAAGGUGGUUUUCCAUACUGGCUCCUCUGGUUCUGUCCCUGGAGGGGAGAGCAGAGGGGCCCAGGUACCCAGGCUGACUCAGGAGAAGGUGGAAUUGGAUAUCUCAACCUGCCUAUCUGGGCCUGCCUGAUGGUUGAGGGGGUGGCCGGCACUUGGAGUGGCCUGGGCUCCUUUGGGCCUACUGGGCAUUUCCUUGGGCAGGCAGCCCUCACCCUGUCCUUGAAAUGGUUCUGGCUGGGUAGCAGCCUCCAGGUGGUGUGGGCGAAAUUUGGGACUGGUGUAGGGCGGGGACAAGACAGAGAACACAGGUUUCCUUGUACUGCUGGAGAGAAGGAGGGCAGGAGGAAAUUGGAGACCCCAUUCCCCCUUGGUCAGUCUUGCUCAGAAUCCACAAUGGCUUGGUCCCUGGUGUUCCUCGGUGUCAUCAUCUUGCUGUCUGAGUUCCCAGGGCCUAGUGUUGGAGGCCCCAUGCCCAGGCUGGCUGAUCGGAAGCUGUGUGCCGAUGAGGAAUGCAGCCACCCUAUCUCCAUGGCCGUGGCCCUUCAGGACUACGUGGCCCCUGACUGCCGUUUCCUGACUAUACACAGGGGCCAAGUCGUGUAUGUCUACUCCAAGCUGAAGGGCCGAGGGCGGCUCUUCUGGGGAGGCAGUGUGAGUCUUGGGAGAACAGAAGAGAAAAGGGUUCAGGGAGAUUACUAUGGAGACCUGGCUGCUCGCCUGGGCUAUUUCCCCAGUAGCAUUGUACGCGAGGAGUCGAUACUGAAACCUGGAAAAAUCGAUGUGAAGACAGAUAAAUGGGAUUUCUACUGCCAGUGAGCUCAGCCUACCGCCAUCCCUGCUGUUUUGUCCUGCCCGGCUUUAUGCAAAUACAUCAGGCAAAUGCAAACUGCUGGUCUCUGUGGUCUUUGUGGUGGGGAAAUAUAAAGGAAAUGUUUCCCCAGGUUCCUAAAUCUAGCCAAUCAACCGACUCACUGUGAUCGCGUCAGUGGUUGCUAGGCAGAGUUCCACUGACUAAAAGCUCUUUGCUGCUCUGGGUACUGGAGGUGGGCUCCUUAGCUUAAGUAUCACACACAAGCAAAUGAGAAAACAGCCCAAUUGGGGGAUGGUAGUGCCCUCUCUAGACCAAUGGGAGGGAGUUGAACUAUUGGGAAUGAGCCAAUCGGACCAUGAGGAAGACAUAAGUCGCAGAGCAGAGGUUUUCUUGGCAGAUUAUCUGCAAAGGGAGGUGGGAGGUUAAUUUGCGUGUAUACCCCCAAUUUUCAUCCUUCUUGCCUUUGAGGUCAGAAAUCGCGUUCGCCAGCUCAAGAUCCGCUCGUCUUCCAGGCUCUUUCUAUCAAUCCUGCCCGUACCCCCUUCUUUGCCUCCGUAUCCCCGCCCGAUGUUCGCUCCUACCCAAUCUGGAGUCUGACUCUGCCCCCCGACUCCCGAGCAAAU
Messenger RNA from Diceros bicornis minor, 3696 nucleotides. RefSeq names its product MIA SH3 domain containing (gene MIA). Bases 2392 to 3078 code for a protein of 228 amino acids. Gene Ontology annotation, molecular function: protein binding. Gene Ontology annotation, biological process: extracellular matrix organization. Lineage: Eukaryota; Metazoa; Chordata; Mammalia; Perissodactyla; Rhinocerotidae. The transcript is spliced from 4 exons. The record is from RefSeq and is a predicted model, not a curated record.